UAUUAUAAUAACGACAAAGAAAACAAACCUACUACUAGCAGUAAAUCCCUUUUGACUGUACAACCCCAACAAAGAUCACCUCUCAAAGAUGUUAACUUCAAUACAGAGAAUAGCAAGAUACAAAAUCUAAAUAAACCCGAACUUGACAAUCAAGAAAGAGUGAACAAGGGGAAAAACAAAACACAAUCAACCAAUUCAAUACAACAAGAGACAUUAACAGAGAUCUUGAAAAAACUAACAAAAAUUGAAAAUGAUUACGAGGGAAUAAAUGAGGCAUCCUUUAUCGCGACAGAAAAUCAAGAAAUUAACCUUGACAAAAUUUGGGACAAGAUAGUAAAUAGUAUAAUCGAAGCGGCUACACUAAAUAUUCCCAAAAAGAAAAUCCCAAAUACCAAUUUAAACACAAGGAAAAAAGUUAAAAAGUCCCAGUUACAUGAAGCAACCACAGGUCUGAGCAAACUAAUAGCGCAAGGAAAGAAAAAGCUGGGCAUGAGUAUAGAUCCUCAAUCAAGAAAUCAAAUAAAUAGAACAAUAUGUCACUAUAACAAAAAUUUCCAAACGGACAUACCAAAAGUAAGCCAAGAAUGGUCACAGGACUGGUUAGAAGACUCCAAAGGCUG
Molecule: messenger RNA, 620 nt
Organism: Dentiscutata heterogama
Lineage: Eukaryota; Fungi; Glomeromycota; Glomeromycetes; Diversisporales; Gigasporaceae
Source: the annotation of a GenBank genome assembly